GCUACUUGAACUGAGAGAAAGCAACAUCUUGAUCUCUGCAUGUUUCUGUGUAAAUGGACCGAGGCUAGCUGGCUUGUGUGCAGGUUGGUAGUAAACUCCGCAACUCACGAGUAUGGCGACUUAAAAACACCUUUAACCUUUCUGUAGACUUAUACCGCCGUCUUUGCUUUUGUGUUUGUCUGCUGUUUAUUUUAGCACCGCAGUUCCAGGAGUCGUUGCCAUCUCAACUGCUUAAUUUUGACUGUGAGCGAUUCCUCCUCAGCAAGUUAGCCGCUAAUGCUAGCCUCCAUAUAAACGUCCAUAACUUAUGUGAUCAUUUCAAACUCGUCUUUAAUAUAUCUUGUUUGCACGAGAGCGCACUCGAGCUCUAGUGUCCAAGUAGAGCGAGAGAAGACGGGUUUUUGUGUGUGUGAGGGGGAAACAUGUCAGGAGCUAACAGAGGACAGGGAAGCGCGGCUAGUGAGAUUCACAACCAAGAGAAUAUGCAGUCAAGACUGAGAGGCUCGCUGAAAGCCAGAGCUGCUGCUGCUUCAAACGAGAACCAGGAAAACCUUCCACCGAAACAAGCGGCCAACAGAACCGUCCUGGGAGCCCUGCCGACCAACCAGCGGAGCAAAACCCAGAACCAGCGCGGCACCAAGCAGGAGUCAUCGCAGCCCCUGUCCUGCAAAAAUGAAGAUUUUGGCAGAACCUGCUCAGAGAAGCCCUCAGCCAAGCAGCCCUCGUUCCAGAUCCACGUGGACGAGCCCGAUGGAGCCUGCACCAAGAAGCCACAGCAGGUGGUCGAAGCUGUCAAAUCCAAGCCCAUCCCUGAAGAUUCUCCCCUCACAAUCAAUGCUGUGGCACGGCUCCGACAGCCCCUGGCCACCAUCGACAUGCCAUCAGCAAUGGAUGUCAGCUUUGACUCUCCCAUGGACAUGUCUGUGGUUGAAGGGGAGGAAAAACAAGUCAAUGUAAAUGAGGUCCCAGAAUAUGCUGCUGAAAUCCACGCCUACCUGAAGGAGAUGGAGGUAAAAACCAGGCCGAAAGCAGGCUACAUGAAGAAGCAGCCUGACAUCACCAACAGCAUGAGGGCCAUCCUGGUGGACUGGCUGGUCGAGGUCGGAGAAGAGUACAAGCUCCAGAAUGAGACACUUUAUCUGGCUGUAAACUACAUCGAUCGCUUCCUCUCUUCCAUGUCUGUCCUGAGGGGGAAGCUUCAGCUGGUCGGGACUGCUGCCAUGCUGUUGGCUUCGAAAUUUGAAGAGAUCUACCCCCCUGAGGUGGCAGAGUUUGUUUACAUCACAGACGACACCUACACCAAGAAGCAAGUGUUGAGAAUGGAGCAUCUGGUGCUUAAAGUGCUCUCCUUUGAUCUGGCAGCACCAACCAUUAACCAGUUUCUCACCCAGUACUUCCUCCACCAUUCGGUUAACAAACAGGUGGAGAGCCUGGCAAUGUACCUUGGGGAGCUCAGUCUUGUUGAUUCAGAUCCCUUUUUGAAGUACCUCCCAUCACAGACGGCUGCAGCGGCCUACGUCUUGGCCAACAACACAGUGACUGGUGGCUCAUGGCCCAAGUCCUUGACGGAGAUGUCUGGCUACUCCCUAGAAGAUCUGAUGCCAUGCGUCGAAGAUCUGCACCGCACAUACCUCAGUGCUCCUCAGCAUGCGCAGCAGUCUGUUCGGGAGAAGUACAAGGGCCCCAAGUACUCUGAAGUUUCCCUCAUUGAUGCUCCGGCUAAACUGCUGUUGAACUAACAUCCUUCCCCCUCUCCCCUUGUCCAUGUAGAGUUUUGUACACCUGUCGGUCAAUUUUUUUUAAUUUUUUUGUCACGAUUUCAAAGGACAUGGUCUGCUCUUCUUGGAGUAGCACAAUGUUUAGAGGUUUUUUUUAUUUUUUUUAAAAAAAGGUAUUUUUAUAUGCUUAAUCCUGACAUUCAUACCAGACGCUACAGUUGGUUGAUCAAGCAAUUUUAAUGUUGACUUUUAAUCGCAGACAAAAUCACCAUCCUGUACAUUCUGCUUUGAGCUACAGUGUUUCAAACUCUAAUAGACCUGUGAACAUACUCAAUCCCAGAACCUGUUUUGAAAAGGUUGAAUCAAGCAGUUAUUGUUGCUGACCUCAUGGGAUGCAGAUUAAAGUACAUUUUGUCUGUAAUGGAGUCAGCUGUCUCAUUACACUGGUGUCUUUUGAAGUUAACAGCUUUUAAAAGCACCAUCUGCACUGUAAAAUAUGGCUCUUGUAAAUAAAAUUCAUUUAAAGUAAGACUGUUUCCAUUUUAUGGUCACAUUGGACUCUUGGGGGCAGCAGAGGACCAGUUUUGGUUCUUCAUGGUUUCUCCACAUUACAUGAGUGUUUGGAAACUUAAAUUUUAACAUAACAGUGAUUCUGUUAAGGUCUGAAAAUCAUAAUAAAUGUGCACAAAAUCUCUACUUGCCUAGAAGGGUCAAAUAGGGUCUUGAUUGAGCUUACUUUAAAUUUCAUGCCUGUGAUGGAUUAUUGAUCUAGAGUGCCUCACCUUAUGUGCAUCUAAUUACCCUGGCAUAUGAGGCUAUAAAUCUAAGCUGUUGCUGAACACUGAAGGCUAAACUGUUCUAUCGACGCGAAGGGACAGUGAAUUAUGAAGGUAAUUUGCUCAAGUAUUAAAGUAACAGGCUUUAGAACUGGUUCGUUUUCUGACAUUGCAUUGUUAAAAUCUGAAUGGUAAUUUUUGUUAAUGGAAUAUAUCUCUUACUUUAGUAAUUUAGUUUCAGCCUUGAUGCUCAGUGCAGAGGAUUCACUGUCUGCUAGCUAGGGCCGCAGCUAACAAUUUUCACAAUCUGUCAAUUUAAUGAUUUAUUUAGUUGUUUGGUCUAUAACAUCUCAAAAUUUUGUAAAAUGGUAGCCAGUGUUUCCCAAAGCUCAAGAUGUCAUUCUCAAAUGUCCUGUUUUGCUCACAACCCAAAGAUAUUCAGUUUGUCAGAGGGGUAAAGAAACAAAUAUUCACAUUUAAGAAGCUGGAAUCAGAAUUGCAACUUUAAAAAGUACUAAAUCAUCAAAUUAGUUGGUGAUUAAUUUAAUAAUUGACAGCUAAUUAAUUAAAUUUUGCAGCUCUAUUGCUAGCUAGCUGUCACUGUAUCCUGGACCACAAUGGGAAGUGCAAAUUCAAUUUAAAAGUGGCCAUUUAACCAAGAUUUCGCGACAUGGAUGAAACUGGUACAAGGCAAUGAGGGUCUGAGUACUUUAUUCAAACAGCUUUUCAAAACUUGGCAUAAUGGAAUUCAAGUCAGUGGGAGCAGGAAACAAAAUUGCCCAGAAAACCUGCCAAUGAAUGCAAGAUAUUGCACAAAAGUCUUGUUUUAUGUUACAAACAUCGGAACAUACUGUCAUGGAAAACCUGGAAAAGUCAUAACAUUUCAAAAUCACAUUUUCUAAUAUUGGAAAAGUCAUGGAAUUGUGACUGGUAUCUUCCAUGGAUAACCUACCAUGUCUCGUAAUGGCAAAUUUAUUUUCUGCCACUGACGUAACGUUGCUCCAAUAUGUAUAGAUGUGACUUUUACUAUUAUGUAUGCUUCUUUAUUCUCUCCCAUGUCAGAUGGUUGUAUAUAUUAAAUAGAAUUUGAAUCUGAUAUAUUUAAAAAGAACACUGCGCAAGUUUGUAAAAAAAUAAACAUCUUUUAACAUGGGUCCUUGAAAAGUUUUGAAAUGUAGUACAUGAAAAUGUGUGGGAACCCUGUACAAUUAACGUUUGGGGAAACCGUGCCCUUUUCUGAGUAGCCGAUGGCGGAUCAUGUUUUAUUUUAAUUUGAGUGGCAUUUAAAAAGCUUAAACCUAAGGAAUUUAAAAUUGAUAUUCAUAUUUUUCAAUGAAAUCUUUGCAGUAGCAUAUUAAUUAACAUAUUACCUGAAGUUAAUUGUUACCAAAAGUAAAAAUACUGAAUGAGUAGUCAGUAUGAUUCUGAAAAGUAUGAGUAUACAGAGAAAUGGAAGUAUAAAGACAUGCAUGGUAAACAAAGGUUUCUCUCAUUUGUUAGCAUGUAAUUAUCAAUCAGGUCGAUAACAUGAUAGGAUUUUUUUUUUUUUUUUUUUUUUUCGUCUCAUUCAUCGGUGCUUUGGUUUUCCUCAGUGAAAGUGAAGUAAAAGCAGCCAGUGGCGUUGAAGGCAUCUCUCCCUCUCCCCCUCUCUCCCUCUCUCUCACUAAUGAUAAAUUGGGAGGCUGGCUUUGUGCGAGGAGUCUGACAGGAGAGGGGAAGCACAGCCCAGCUGCAGAAAGCUUUCCACCAUUUCAUCUCAGGAGAAUGGACAGCUCAGACCAGGUUUGCCUUGCCCCUGGAAACACAUACUUGUGACUAACUGGAGGGAUAAACCAUGGGAACAGAUGGGAAUUCUAUAACAUAGCCUCAAUCAGCUGGAUACCUGUUUGAACAAUGGCUCCUGCAGCUACAGCACAGCAUCUGUGUAACCCCUGAGAAGAUCCAAGUGUGGGAAAAGAGCUGUUUUUGUACUGGAAGAGGUGGGAAAGGGAAGGCGGGUUGCUGCCUAACCCCAUGCCUGCCCCCAGAAAAUUUCUGGUGGCGUCCACCUCGCUGCCCCUGGCACUGGGCUGGGGCUGGAACCUGAGCUUGUACGUGGGGAUGCUCAUCGGACUCCUCAUGCUCAUGCUGCUUCUUCUCUGGAUGCUCCUCAAGCAGCUGAGUAACUCGGUGGGGAAAUCCAUGCUGCAGCCCGGUCGCUCUUUCAGGCAGCCUUGCUUGGAGCAGAGGUUUCAGCACGUGUUGUGAAAAAUGGGGACAAAUUCUGCCACUGCCAGGACUGAGGCUUGUUGGAGUGUUUUACAGAGUCAUGUAAGAAAAUGACUUUAAAAACUGAUUUGUUUUGGACUCAAGUGCUUAUACUCCCUCUCAAAAUAAUAAAACCUGCUCAUGUUUGUUCUUAUAGAAA
Molecule: messenger RNA, 4901 nt
Organism: Epinephelus moara (kelp grouper)
Lineage: Eukaryota; Metazoa; Chordata; Actinopteri; Perciformes; Serranidae
Gene: ccna2
Product: cyclin A2
Exons: 8
Coding region: 423-1739 (438 amino acids)
Biological process (GO): regulation of cyclin-dependent protein serine/threonine kinase activity; mitotic cell cycle phase transition
Cellular component (GO): cyclin A2-CDK2 complex; nucleus; cytoplasm
Molecular function (GO): cyclin-dependent protein serine/threonine kinase regulator activity
Source: RefSeq, a predicted model, not a curated record